AAACACGGCCCACACAUUUUCGGCGAUGGCCCCGGGAGAUGUGAUUGGAGUGACUCCUGAGAUCACCGACUAGGAGGCCUGCUAGCUUUCUUUCCCUCUCCAGGGAACCUUUCCACUUUCCCUCGCUCUUCUCCCCAGGUCGAGUUUACUUGUACAGAAACCAGGUGUCGAGGCAAGUAGAGCUCCCUUUCUAUUUUCGAUUUCUUCUUACUCCUCGUGUUCUACUUCUUUCCCUUCUUCAGACUACUGCCACAACAACGGUGGAAUGUUGCGAAAGGGUGUCAAGUUGGACAGGUCCACGUCUUGCUUUGGAGCGGGGCGAAGGUGGGAGGGGUUGACAGCCCGGAGGAGUCAUCAAGUUUCAGUGGGAUGUCUCUGUUGGUUGAGGUAUGCGAUACCCAACGCCCGCUGGCCACCCGGAACACACCAUACUCGAGAUUUGUGCGUCCUGAACGGCGUCUGCCUUUCAACCUUCCGAGCGUGCUCACCAAAAACGGUCGGUACUCUCCGGCUCUUAGUCGCACGCGAGGGCAGACAUCCACGGAGAUUGCGGAGGGGGAGUUACAACGAAAGGAUCAGGAUGGUCGAGUGGAGAGGCACGGAUGGAAGUUCACCCCGGGGAGAGCAGGUUCCUGAAUCCAGGCUUCGAAAUGAAAGCUUAUGGGAAUGGGCUGGGCAUGGAGGUGCCUUGUUUUGGUCUUGUCGCCGCGAUUUCAGUCGGAGCAAUCUCACAGGAAGAGGAUCGGGAUCACCAGCUGCGAGAUUGUCGGUUAUCUCCCCGAGGCGAGCCAGGGCACGAGUGUUUCCGAAUCCCGGAUGCGUCAAUGCAGCGGCGGGCUGCGGCGACUUGUUCUGGGCCGAGCGGGGCCGUUCGUGAACGGGUUUGAGAAGGCCGUGGUGGUUGACGGGGG
This is a messenger RNA of Chaetomium fimeti, 911 nucleotides long. RefSeq lists its product as uncharacterized. The record is from RefSeq and is a predicted model, not a curated record. Lineage: Eukaryota; Fungi; Ascomycota; Sordariomycetes; Sordariales; Chaetomiaceae. The coding region runs from base 266 to 877 and encodes 203 amino acids. The transcript has a single exon.